AUGCAAUCGCUCGCGGAAGAGUGCACCCCCCUCAAGCAACGCUACGACGCCUGCUUCAACCUCUGGUUCGAAGGCUACCUCCAGCCUGCGCUGGAUGCUGCGGGUGUCCGGCGCCCGCUGAUGAGCGGAGUCCCAGAGGCUGAGGCUGAGGCUUCUUCUUCUUCACCAGCCGUCUCCCCUUCCCCAUCUUCCGAGGAACAACCUGCCGACGGCAAGCGCCGCCUCAUCACUUCUUGGGCUUACAGCUCGGCGUUCCGGCGUCGCGCGAUGCCCACGCCUGCCCCGGCUGACGACAUGGUUGGGGCCAGCCACGUCCACUUUGACUUGGAGGAGGAAGAGGAGCCGGCCAUGGAUACGGAGGGAAUGACGCGGGCUCAGAUCAAGGCGGCGCAGUAUGAACGACAGUGCGGCAAGGUGUGGAAGGAGUACCAGGGGUGCUUGAGGAAAGCGAUCGGGGACAACCAGAACCUCACGCAGCUGCUCGAGCAGGCGCGCGACGAGCAUCCUUUACACAGUAUGGAUGGGCUCGAGGGGACCACAUGGGACCCAUCGACCAGGGGAGGACAGUAA
This is a messenger RNA of Cutaneotrichosporon cavernicola, 570 nucleotides long. RefSeq lists its product as uncharacterized. Gene Ontology annotation, biological process: phospholipid translocation. NCBI's taxonomy places the organism in Eukaryota, Fungi, Basidiomycota, Tremellomycetes, Trichosporonales, Trichosporonaceae. Bases 1 to 570 code for a protein of 189 amino acids. The record is from RefSeq and is a predicted model, not a curated record. Gene Ontology annotation, cellular component: cytosol; nucleus; mitochondrial intermembrane space. The transcript is spliced from 3 exons. Gene Ontology annotation, molecular function: phosphatidic acid transfer activity.